Centruroides sculpturatus (bark scorpion) is the source of this 518-nucleotide messenger RNA. RefSeq names its product atrial natriuretic peptide receptor 2-like. Gene Ontology annotation, biological process: cGMP biosynthetic process; receptor guanylyl cyclase signaling pathway; protein phosphorylation. The transcript is spliced from 3 exons. Lineage: Eukaryota; Metazoa; Arthropoda; Arachnida; Scorpiones; Buthidae. The annotation marks the transcript as partial. Gene Ontology annotation, molecular function: ATP binding; peptide receptor activity; protein kinase activity. The record is from RefSeq and is a predicted model, not a curated record.
AAUAUUUAUGGAAGGCUCCAGAACUUCUUCGUCUAAAUCAUUGUCCUCCGGAAGGCACACAAAAAGGCGAUGUUUAUAGUUUCGGAAUAAUAUUACAAGAAAUUGUACUCAGAGAAGAACCUUUCUAUCCUCAUAUCGAAAAUAUGGAUAUUUCAGAUAUCAUCGCUCUUGUCAGAAGUUCUGAUGAUCCCCCUUUUCGUCCGAUUAUCAGCAAAGGUACAUGUAUUAAAGAACUUCAAGAUUUAAUGCAAAACUGUUGGGCUGACGAUCCAGAUAAUAGACCAGACUUUGGGCAAAUUAAACAAGAUAUGAGAAUUAUUAAUAGAGGUCAGAACGGAGAAGUUAAUAUAAUGGAUAAUUUAUUAUCUCGCAUGGAACAAUAUGCUGGAAAUUUAGAACAUUUAGUGGAACAAAGGACUGCUGCAUUCCUGGAAGAAAAGAGAAAAUCAGAAGAAUUGUUAUAUCAAGUUCUUCCAAAGUAAAUAAAUAAUUAAUUGAUUAAAAUUAAAAAGUAGAUC